AUGACAAGCAAUGGAUCGACUAGCUGUGGUGGCAGCCAACCCUCCAUCUAUUCGCGGUUCAGGGAGAAACUGCCAGACAAACCAUUGUUAGUCAGCGGCGCAGUCGGAGGACCAUGCGUGAUCUUCCUGUGCACACCCUUGCGAAAUGGAUUGACCUUGGGCGCCCAGGACAAGAAGUCGGGCAUCGCUGGUUUAUACCGCAAGGUUUUUCGAGGUGGCCCGCAAGCAGGCUGGACCGGCGGCUUGGCACCCGCUGUCGUCGCUUGCCCUCAGUUCCUGGCAGUUGGCCCUGUGCAAGCCUUAAAGGGGCAGUUGCUUCUUUUGGAGCUUCACUCCUUGAGACGGUGCGCCGGCUGCAAUGCCUUCUUCUUGCGAGGGGGAGAGCAGUCUCUUGCGACUUUGGCUCAAGUUUCUGACCUAACCAUGGGUGCGGGCUUGGUGUCGCUCAAAGCGUCGAAGCCUCGACAAAGAGAGUGCUUCUUCGUGUUGCACUUGGUGCUCGAGAUUCAGGCAGAAUGUGGCAGCAUGGCAUCAGAGGGCAAAGCGAAAGCUCGCGGAUCACCCGAGGCCGGUGCUGUGCAGGAAAAGAAUGAGGGAAGCGUGUUGAAGGCGGGCCCGGGCGGCGCCGGCCCCGGCGGCGGGGGCCCCGGCGGCGGGGGCACCGCGGGCCGAAGCCGCGACAACUUUUUAUCGGCUGCUGUUCUGGGCAACAUGGUCAGUCUUGGGUCGGAUGCUGCCAAUGCUGGCAUGAUGGCGGUAAGACAUGCACGGAUCAUCCAGCAGCUCAUUCUGGCUUCUGGAAACGAAGCCAGCAAAGCUUAUGAGAAAUGGCAGCGCCGGGGCAAAGCCUCUGUGUUCUCAAGGAAAGACGUGGAUGACCUGCAGAACGACGUGCGGAAAGCGGGGAACAAGCUGCAGCAGAAGCGCCGCGCGAGCCUCCUGCAGCGCCUCUCCACGGAGGCCUCCACGGCCACGGGCCUCCAAGCGCAGGACGCUUUUGGAAGCCGACGUUCGAUGACGGAGACGCCGAAGCCGGAAGCGAGACAAGGUGGAGCCUCGCCGGAGUCCCGCGAGUCCUUCGCUUCCGGCAGCGGCUCAGACCAGCCAAGUGGCGAGAGUGCCGAGCCCGGCGGCGGGCCCUCCUCGAGCGGGACCUCCAGCGACAGCUCGAGUGACUCUGGAGACUCCGACGAAGAGGUGCCAGGGCUGGGCUUCAUGCGCAUGGCCGGCGGGCGAAGGGCCUCUUUCUCUGCAUCGGAGAAUCCUCUGAACCUCGUCGCCCAGAGGAGGAUCGCGGUUCGUCAGCCGUCGCUGCUGCAGCAGCCCGCCCUGGGACAGCUGGUGCGGCAAUCCAUGCUGAGCCCGGGCGGGGGUUCGGCUGGAGCUACCCUGCAGCCGAACCCUGCAGGAAGUGAGGCGCGGCCGAAGAGGCAGUCGCAGUGGGGUCAACUUGCAGGCCUGGCCAGGCUUCUCAUACCGAAAGACGGGAGUGCAGGACCUGGAUCCAGCAUUUCUGCAGCACCAGACGAGUCGGGCCGCAGUGAUGUUGAGCAGAGCGACACGCAAGACGAAGGCAUCAACGAAGGACGAACCUUGGAGCUCACCCCUGCUCAGAGACGGAAGCUGCCGGAGGUCUUUGGGAUCUCAAAGUUCCGUGACAGGACGACCAUCCUCGGACAGCAAUGGCAGGAGCCGGCCCCGACCUUGAAGCGCUUCCACCUCGAGGUGGCAGAGCGGCUUGGCCUCGACGCGGGAGACUGGGAUCCAGGGCUGACCUAUGAGAUGAGCGUCGGGAAGUUGGAGGAGCUGGCCGAGAGGAAGAUCUUGCGACAUCAGGAUCGGGCGGCCACGCGGAUCCAGAGCAGGUGGAGGAGCUACCGAAUCCGUUUGCCCAUGCGGCAGGCCAUCCUGCAAAGGUUGGCGGCCCGGCACAGACUCCGAAGCUGGAUUCGCCGGGUCAUCCGGAGGAGACGUGUGGCGGAUCGCAUGAACCACCUGCGCUUCUGUAUCCAAGCGGCCAUCACCAUCCAGGCGCAUCUCCGCCGGUGGAGGGUGCAGAGAGAGCUGGCCUCUGCAAGAGACCUGCAUCGCGUGCAGUACCGAAUGACCCUCCUGAGCAAAGAGCUUCUUGGGAGGAGCCGGAAAGAGGUGCUGACCUUCGGUUCUCAAUCCAGGAACGCUCAGAUGGCGUACAACAAGUCCUUUGUUCUCUUCGCAUCCGUUGUGGAUGGCUCGCGCAAAAACGUUCCCUUGACACCUGUUCAGGACAUGUGGGGCCCUGGUGCCGAGGCACUCCUGAUCCGAAACUUCCUCAGUCAUGGCAGUUCGAAGCCUCUCGCCCUGGUUUCAGGAGCGGCUGCCGGAGAUGCGGGGCAAGGCGGGCCUCUGCGACGUGGGGAGCUCCCUGGUGAUGUGCAGCGUGACGGCCCCGGUUCACCAACUCUUCAACUUCCUCGCCACGAGCCCCGAGGCGAAGUUUGUGAGCUUUGCCCGCAGGGCGAGCAUGGUUCCCCGAGCAGAUCCGAACGGCCCGACGAGCACGCCGUCAACAGCCCAGCCUUCGGCAAUCGCAGCUUCCGGGAAGAGGCUGAGAGGCUGAGAGGCGCCUGCGAUAGGAUCGAAGAGGAGCAAGCGAGGGAGCGCUUCGCCCGGCGACUCGCGCAAGGCACCCUGGACGAGGCGUCGCUGCCGAGCCUGCUCUUGGAGCUUCAGACGGAGGCUCCUUCCUGGGGCAGCACGAGGCGGCUGCGCAGUGUGGCAUUGCUUCUGGUCUACGUGUCUCGGUCCUCUCGAGUCUGUCGGGGUGCGUUCGUUGCACAGGGCCUCCCACUGCUGGGCGAGCUGAUGACCGAAUCAGUGCAAGUGCUGGAGGCUGGGCCAGACACGGAGCGCCAGGAGGCGGGGCUGCGAACUCUGGCGAGCCUCAGCUGCUUGAACGCCCUCGCAGUGGGCCGCGCCACGAUGUGGGAGCAUCGGCAGAUCCUCGGCAAGGCCUUCGACCGCCUACACCGUUGGUGCAGCCAGGAGAGGACGGCUCUGGCGGCCGAGCUGCGCGCCCCAACGCAGUCCUUGUCCAGGAGGUGGCGGCAACAACCCAAGCCGGCGGUGCAGGAUACCCCCGCCAACAAAGCCUUGCGGGUGAAGGUGCUGGAACUGAUCCGACAGGGUCUGGAAGACGGUGCUGGGUCGCACGCGACCGUGGCCUCGGAGAUCGAGGCGGCGCUCUACGCCCUCUAUGCAGGCGCCAGCAGCGACUACCGGCAGCACGCCCGGAUGCUCCGUCACAACAUGGUUCAGCCGGAGAACGGUGCCCUCAGAAGACGAAUCCUGACUGGGGAAAUCGGUGCGCAGGACUUGGUCCGAAUGGACUCGAGGUCCUUGGCCCCGGAGACACUGCAGGAGCAAAGGCGCCGUGAGGAGUUGGAAGCCCUGAAGAGCGUCGUGAUCGCAGAGGCGAAGAGCGCGGCAGCCGCACCCCCAUCUUUCGACUGGCGAGAUGAAACCUACAACCCAAGUGCCAGAGAAGAGGAAGAUGCUGGAGCUCGGCAGGUGCAAUCGGCGCACGAGAGCUCUGCCGAGUUCAUGGAGCAACCCACGCCGCUUCGCACCAGCUCCCAAGGAAACCCAGGCGGAGCUUCGCAGGCUCCCAGCACGCCCGAGGCCAUGGCGACCCCGGCGCCCGAGGACGACGACGAGCAAGGGGAUGAUCUGAUCCGGCAUUUCUCGCAGCGAGUGCACUGA
This is a messenger RNA of Symbiodinium sp. CCMP2592, 3741 nucleotides long. NCBI's taxonomy places the organism in Eukaryota, Dinophyceae, Suessiales, Symbiodiniaceae. The record is from the annotation of a GenBank genome assembly.